Plasmodium vinckei vinckei is the source of this 1527-nucleotide messenger RNA. Its product is annotated as conserved Plasmodium protein, unknown function. Lineage: Eukaryota; Apicomplexa; Aconoidasida; Haemosporida; Plasmodiidae. The record is from RefSeq and is a predicted model, not a curated record. The transcript has a single exon. The coding region runs from base 1 to 1527 and encodes 508 amino acids.
AUGAAUAUGAAAUUUAAAUUAAAUUAUGGAGAUAAAAAAAAUGUUAUAAAUUUAAAUUUACGCAAAAAUGAUGCAAAUGAAAUAAAUACUACACAAAGAGCAAGUGUUAUUAGUAAUAGUGGAAAUAGUAUUGUAAGUUUUAGUGGGAUCAGGCAAGUUAGUAACAAUGCGAGGGGGAGUCAAGUUGGUAGUAUUGUUGGUAGCCGAAGUGCAGUGGAAAAAAUAAAUUUUAAAAAUUCAUCAAAAAAUAUAAAAAUAAAUUUGGCUAGCUCAAGCCUUAAUAAAAAAAAUAUUAACACACAACGCAGUAGUAUUAUUAGCGAGUCGUAUUUUUUAAAAAAUGAUAAUAAUUUAAAUAAAAAUUUAAAUGGUGUAAAUAAUGGGAGUGUUAUAAGUAUUGGUAAUAGUCCAAGUAUUGUUAGUAAUAGUGUAAAUAAUGCUGAUCGCCUUUCUUUUAUUAGUUCGAAUAUAAAUAAUUAUAAAAGUAAAAUAAGUGGCAAAAGUGAUAUUUAUACAUUUGAUAGAUCAAGUAUUAUUAAUGAUAACCUAAGUAUUAAUGAUGGGUUAAGUAGUAUUUUACAUAGUGGGGAAAAUAUGAAUAUGAGUGAUAUAUUUUAUAAUAAUAGUGGAAGUAUUAUUGAUGGUCAAAAUAAUAGUAGUGUUAGUUUACUUUUAAAAAAUAGUAAACAAUCAAUAUCAAAUAAUUUAAAAAUUUAUUAUAAAAAUGAAUUAAUACCAUAUUCUUUUUUAUAUCAUAAAAUAUUAACAAUAUUAAAAUCCCAUUAUAAUAAUCAUAUAAGUAAUAACCCAACUGUUGCAAAUAAGGGUAUAUCUUUUUUUCAUGUAGAAAAUAUGCUAAUUAAUUUUGGAUUUAAAGGUGUAGAUAUAAAUAAUCAUUCUUUGUUAAGUUAUUUAGCUUCAUCAAAACAAAUAAAAAUUGAUUUAAAUGAAAAAAGAAUAUGUUAUAUGAAUCCUUAUACAGAUAUUACAAAUAUAACAUCAUUAUUAAAUAAAAUUAAUAAACAUGGAUUUUUAUAUGGCUACGAAAUUAAUGAUGAUUUAAUUAAUACAAAUAAAGAAAUAUAUAAAUGGGUAAAUACAUUAUUAUAUGAAAAAAAAAUACGUUGUAUACGAUCAAAUAAUAGUCAUUUAAGGGGAAAAUUAAAAUGCAAGAAUUUACCAACUUUUUGUGAUAUAUAUUCAAAAAGUAAAUGUGAUAAUUGCUUUUAUAAUUUAAAAGGAUAUAUAUUUUUUCCACUUUCAUAUCAACAUAUAGAAAAUGAAAGAUACUCAAUUACAAAUGAUAUCAAAAAUUUAUGGGAUAAUAUUACUCUUCCAAAUUUAGAUAACAUUUUAAAAGAGUAUAAAUUAAAAUCUACAAACAAAAUAUUUUCAAAUGAUAAUGCUCCAAAGCGAAAAAAUAAAGAUGAUAAAUUUACACCAAUCAUUAAAAAAAUGAAACGAAUAUACAAUACACAUUUAUUCACAGCUGAUGAAAUUAAAAAUGAAUUUAUUCAAAAAAAAUAA